CACCAACUUGAUAAAAUGGGUGGUGGUGGAGGAGGAGGAGACCUAUAACGACACUAUUACGAAGGGGCUCAGCCUUUUUUUUGGAUUUGUAAUCUUCACCUUGAUCUGAAAGCCAAAAAGUUAUCAAAUUUGUUCGUCUAUUACAUUGAGAACAAAGUAUGCCUUUUCAACUAGAAGCGAAACCGAGGCUCUAAAGGCCAAGUUCGAUUUCAGGAAGCUUCCCAUUUGAUUUUAACACGAUCACUUAUUUAUAUACGUGAGCGCACGCUUUAUCAAUUCAUCAGAGACUCAAUUCAUAUAUGAUUCAGGCAAUCCAGUGAUCCAUUAUAUAGUCAUCGAGCACCUGAAGGAGAUUCAAUGGCGACGUCAGAAAACAGCUUAGCAGAAUGCUUCAACCGCCGCCGGUUGAACUUUUUAAUGCUCUUUGAGGAUUGUAUCAUUAAAGCUAACAAAGAUCUUCGUCCAGUCUGGCCACUUUAACAACUUCCAACUUUUCUCACACCUCAAGGCAGGUGUGGGGUGAAAACGAAGGGGUGAUACUGCUAUGUGUUCUAAGGAGAUCAAAAUCGUCACAUAUUUGGAGAUUGUGCCGUGUGUCUGAAGCAUUAUCUCAUGAUUACGGCUAAGAUCAGCCUGAAAUAAGAAUAUAUAGUUGUUGGUUAAGCUGAUUAGCCUUAAUGUUAGAUGAUAAGCAACUUUAAGUAAUACUGAAAGUGAGCAGUUUUGAUGUGAAUUUUGGUUUGUCCUAUCAGAAUGGUUAGAUUUUCCUGCUUCCAUGCUCACAUCCACUCCCAUAAACAAAAGAAAACAGUCCAAAUGUCUGCUGAAGUAAUACAGAAGAGGCUGGAAGGUCAUUCUGAGAAUCAUUCCCUGAAGGAUUUUAGUUAUUGCGAAGCAACCAGUCCACUUCAUUCAAAGAGCGUGAGCAAUGUUUUGGAUAUUUACUCUGGCCACGUCAUAGAUUCUUCUUCUAAUGGGCAUGGUUGUAAAUCUGAAGAGAUCGAGGAUGAGUACAAAAGUGAAUGCAAUGCAAGUGGUGAUCACAACAAGACUGCUGAUAUUAAAAAAUGUAGAUCUUUAGGUAGUGGGUUGGGAUGGGAAGGAAGGGCAUAUGAUGACUAUGAUUCAGAGGAUUGCAGUCACAGAAGAUUUUCAUUUGACAACUUUCAAGAGGUUCUUCAACCUUCAUCUGUUCAAGUGAGUUCUGGCUCGGCAAACACUGAGUCUAUAUCUUUGGCCGGAGACCAAAAACAGUCUGAGAGAGAAGAAGACGACCACAUGGCACAUACGCCUUGCACUUCAUUAACUGUUGUAAAAUCAACUUCUUUGCCUAACAUGCAUUGCACUGGCCAGAGUUUCACUCCCCUAGUUCCUUCUCCCAGAUCUGCUGAGGAUUUGAUUGUUCUAGAGACAAGAAAGGAGGUUAUGAUGGACAGAGAGAUACAUGUCACGGAUCAUGAAGAAACAGAGGGCUAUAUUACAAACAUCAUGAAGAUAACUGGGGAAGACCAUGUUGGUGAAGUUUAUGACAGUUAUAACUAUGCAGGGUCCGCAAAAGAUUGGAUUCUGCCUGCUUCAGAGAAUAUUAAUGGAAAGUCAUUGUUUUGCCAGUUAAACGAGUUACCGAGCAAAGAUUUUAGGCUAAAGCGAAUUGAGGACUGGGUUACAGAUCUCCAGAAGUGUGGCCCUCCUGAAGAAGAAAUGAAUGAAAUGAGCGCUCAUGAUAAUGGUGAUGAGAAGAUACAUAAGGAGAAAGUAUUCAAUGGCUCACCCUCGGUAAUGCUGGACGAGAAGGUCAAUCCUGGCAUGGAAGCAGUUAACAAAUAUAUCUCUUCUUUGAGUGCUUCAGCGACAUCCGUUCAACUUGUAAACCAUGGUUUGGUUGCUAUACCAUUUCUCGGCACCUUUUUGGGCCUCAAAGCACUUAACUUAUCUGGAAAUGCCAUAGUAAAGAUAACUCCUGGAACUCUCCCUAGGGGGCUUCAUAUUUUGAAUUUAUCACGAAAUAGUAUCUCAACUGUUGAAGGAUUACGAGAGCUCACUCGACUUCGUGUUCUUGACCUGAGCUAUAACCGAAUACAGAGAAUUGGACACGGUCUUGCUUAUUGUUCCUCCCUGCGAGAGUUAUACAUAGUGGGUAACAAAAUUAGUGAGAUCGAGGGUCUCCACCGCCUCCUCAAACUGAACGUUUUGGAUUUGAGGUAUAACAAAAUAUCCACACCCAAAUCCCUGGGCCAACUCGCAGCUAAUUACAGCUCGCUCCAAGCUAUCUCUCUGGAAGGCAACCCUGCCCAGAAGAACGUUGGUCAUGAACAACUGAAGAAACACCUGCAGAGUCUUGUCCCACACCUCACAUACUAUAACGGUCAACCCAUCAAGAUUGGAGCAUCUAAGGACACAUCAGACAGGUCUUGUCGGUUAGGGAUUGGGUCCCACCAGGUAGACCGUGGCAUUAAAGCAGAACUCAAAGUCGUGCGGAAGGGUUCCACUGGUGUCUCUUCUUCUUAUAAUAAAGCACCGUCUUCAUCAAUCCAUGGUCGUAAGGCAUCAAAAGGCAGACAUGGACACUUGGUGGGCCCAAGUGUUGCCCGAAGAAGCACACAUCAGCCUCACACCGGUGACCCCAAGAACAGGCUUAUUAUGAGCUUCAGGCCUGAUUCCUCUAUGCGAAGGAGCCACAGUGAGGGAAAUCUUGGUCCUUCCUGAGGUUAUUACUAUUAGUGGUGGAUUAUGUGUUCUGAAAACAAUGUUUGGUUGUCUACUCUUCUUUGGUUUUGCUCGUGUUACUUUCUGGUAUUGGAAUUGUCAAUAAAGAGCGGUUUCCAAGAUUUUAUUAUACUUGCUAUUUCAGUAUUUUGCAUUCCUCAAUGCUCUAUGAAGCAUACACAUCAAUACAUGCAUCCCUGAUGUACUUAAACGACCUCGGUGAAAUGUCCUCAGGCUCAAUAUUUUAGUUAAAGCCUUAAAGGCUAACCCAACUGUUGAGGUUAGCCUGUUGUAUUCAUUGUUUCGAAAGCAUGGGCCCCGAAUAAGUUAGCUGUGUCUCAAUACAUUUGAACAGGCCCGUGUGGUGUGUAGUAGGGCAACCCUUGGCAGGAACAGAAGGAUUUGAAAAUCAGAAGGAAAUGUUAGAUGUUUAGUACUAUGAUCAUAUAUGUGAGCUAUUGUUCUACCACGUGAGUUGCAUGAGAAUGUAGCGGCCAAAAGAAUUGCUGAUUUUAUAGGUAAAUACAGAUAACAAUACGGAGUUUUUUUUUUUAAUAAGUUAUAACAAUAGCUAUAACUCAG
This is a messenger RNA of Cuscuta epithymum, 3288 nucleotides long. The record is from the annotation of a GenBank genome assembly. Lineage: Eukaryota; Viridiplantae; Streptophyta; Magnoliopsida; Solanales; Convolvulaceae.